AGAGAGAGAUGAAUAGGGCCCUGGUGAUUAGGAGCAGUGCCUGGGAGGGGGCAGAGGUAGGGGUAUUUGCUGGUUUUUGGUCAAGCUGUACUCUGUAGAGAUUUUGUUGAAAGCAGGCAGUGCAGUCUCCUGUAGUGCUCUCUCCAACACCUAGCCAAGAACAACAGCUACUACUUGUGCCUGAAGAUAUUUUUGUAGAUGGUUUGGGUUUGAAAAGGUACUCGAUGGAGAAAUUCCAGGCCGCAAUGCUCCUGGGUGCGGUAGGAGACUCUUUAGGAUACCGCAAAGGCCGCUGGGAAAGCUGCAUGUCAGGGUCUAAGAUACAGAAAGAGCUCACGGAGCUUGGGGGACUGGCAGCCCUAAAACUGGAUCCAGAAAACUGGCCUCUGAGUGAUGGAGCUCUGAUGCACAUGACCACAGCGGAGGCCCUUAUAUCAGAUUACUGGUGUCUGGAAGACUUGUACAGAGAGGUUGUGCGGCUCUUCGUGGCAGCUAUGGUGUCCCUUCAAGGUCGAACUCCUGACCCAAGCACAGUAGAAGCUUGUUCCUACAUCAAACCUGAUAACUACCUGCUGGCCUGGCACACACCAUUCAAUGAAAAAGGUUCAGGUUUUGGAGCUGCCACGAAGGCUAUGUGUGUGGGUAUGCGCUACUGGCAGCCUGAAAGACUGGAAACCCUAGUGGAAGUGAGCAUCGAAAUAGGCCGGAUGACCCACAACCACCCCAUAGGGUUUUUGGGAUCUGUUUGUACUGCCCUGUUUGCCUCAUAUGCAGUCCAAGGCAAACCGGUGGUGACCUGGGGCCGUGAUCUCAUGAAGGUGAUCCCUAAGGCUGAGGAUUACUGCAGGAAGACCAUACGCCACAUAGCAGAGUACCAGGAGAAAUGGUUUUACUUUGAAGCCAAGUGGCAGUUCUAUUUGCAGGAGAGAGAGAUCGAGGAGGAGGGACAGAACAAGCCUCUUUUCCCUAAUACAUAUGACGCAGAUGAGACAGAUAAGGUUUACAAGAGCUGGAGCUCUGAAGGCCGAGGAGGACACAGGGGCCACGAUGCACCUAUGAUCGCCUAUGAUGCUCUGCUGGCUGCGGGAUCAGACUGGAGCGAGCUCUGCAAACGGGCCAUGUUUCAUGGAGGAGAGAGCAGCGCUACAGGUCUGAUUGCUGGCUGUCUCUAUGGUCUGCUUUACGGAUUGAACCAAGUGCCUCAAGGACUGUACCAAAACCUUGAAAAGCGGGAGAAACUCGAAGAGCUUGGAGCCAAACUGUAUCACAUGGCAUCCGCAGAAAAGUAUAUAGAGAAGUAACACUCACCUCCUUGUUCACACAGGGAGUUCACACAGCUCCCAAGCUGCACAGCUACACACCCCUCCUGUACCUCCUCUCAGCAUAUAACCAUAAGGGCCGCUAAUUUCCUCUAAGAACAGAUGCAAAUGAAUUGAAGCUGUUUUUUCAAAGGUUUUGCUUUUUCAGUGUCAAAGUAUAUGUAACUUACAACAGCAACAACACCUUACGACUGUUUGACCCAAGAGACUUUUAUGUAGUUUGGCCAGGAGCUUUGCUAAUUCAUGAUGUCUGGUCAAAUUAUAGUAAAAAGUACUCUGUGCAUGUUCUGGUGCAUGUAUAUUAUGUAAAUUAAAAAAAAUCUUA
Messenger RNA from Hemibagrus wyckioides, 1644 nucleotides. It is a transcript of the gene adprhl1, whose product is annotated as ADP-ribosylhydrolase like 1. Gene Ontology annotation, biological process: protein de-ADP-ribosylation. The transcript is spliced from 7 exons. The coding region runs from base 225 to 1301 and encodes 358 amino acids. Gene Ontology annotation, molecular function: magnesium ion binding; ADP-ribosylarginine-[protein] hydrolase activity. The record is from RefSeq and is a predicted model, not a curated record. NCBI's taxonomy places the organism in Eukaryota, Metazoa, Chordata, Actinopteri, Siluriformes, Bagridae.